GUUCUCACUCCAAAUUGUGACAAACGUCGAAACUCAACAACUUCUCGACGCUAUUAAAACGACCUGCAAUCAAUUAGAACAGGGCACGUUGACAAUCGUAUUGUCACAUCUAUUCUCACCGUCGGAAAACCCGCACCCUACUUCAGUUUCCCCGCCACAACCAACCGUGUUGUCGAGAUGUUGCUCGAAGGAGACCCCUCAAAGCCCAUUCGGCACACCAUUGCCAACUUCCACAUCGCGCCCGACAAGCUCGCCGUCGCGCGCGUCGCCGAGUCCCUAUCGACGCUCCAGCAGGCUCGCGACCUGCGGCUCCGCGAGGCCGAGGGCGCGCUGCGCAAGCUGUCGCGGCAGCUCGGCACGCUGCAGGGCCAACACACGGAGCUGACGGCGGCGCACUCCUCGGCCGAGCACGCGUCCGAGAUUGCGCGGCUCGACACGCACAAGUUCCGCAUCGCAAAGGCCGCCUCGGACCUCGAGAUGGAGACGGAGCGCCUGCAGACCCAGGCCGCCGACCUCGCCGCCCGCCUGCAGGAGCUCGAGCUGCAGGGCGUCGACGGCGGGUCGCCCGGCUCGGGGCCCGUCGUCGGCAUGGGCGCCGUCGAGGACGAGGUGCUGCUGCGCCUCAAGGUGUAUCGCGGCUUGGGCAUCGAGAUCGAGAGGGAUGGGAAGGAUGGCGAGUUCAGUCGUGCCGUCGUGAGGAAUGACCGCAAGGGGGACGUCCACGUUGUCAAUAUAGAUCGGAAGUUUUCGAGGUUCUUCUACGCCAAUUACUUCUGGCAGACGCUCUGAGGGCGAGAUUCUGAGGGCGAAAGGGGGUUUCGGGCGCGAGCAUUGGGGCGGAGGGGCGUUUUGAGGUGUUUGUUUUGUUUUCACGGAUACCAGAUGGUCGGGCUAGUCUAAGUUCAGGGGUUCAAAGGUCGAUAUAUUUGAAUCAGUUUUAUUGGAUUCACACUCUUCGAAACUUGAAUCCUCGGUGGUCACGCCGCCUGAGUUGCCCACGUCGGUUUUUGACAGGUCCCCCUGGAUUCCAAAUCCUAGCAUAUCCGAGUACUCCGUUGGCUCGUAUUGUUGAGUUGUUGAGCCUAACCUCCUCAACUUAGAGCAUCUGUACCUCUCUUGCUGUUCCACGUAUACCUACCUAGUUUAUCUCGGAAUUGUCGAUGCAGCAAAUGCUGUGGUGUUUUCUUCGAGGUGCAAGCUUCAGGGGAGAAAGAGAGCGAGAGCGCGGC
Molecule: messenger RNA, 1229 nt
Organism: Phialemonium atrogriseum
Lineage: Eukaryota; Fungi; Ascomycota; Sordariomycetes; Cephalothecales; Cephalothecaceae
Product: Spc24 subunit of Ndc80-domain-containing protein
Exons: 2
Coding region: 178-789 (203 amino acids)
Biological process (GO): chromosome segregation
Cellular component (GO): Ndc80 complex
Molecular function (GO): microtubule binding
Source: RefSeq, a predicted model, not a curated record